UUAGUAACCAACGCUGUGUUCGCGAGGCUGAAUGUGGUUGUACUGACGACGACGGGCAAUAAUCCCCGGAUGGUACUGAAUUCGUCUCCAAAGACUGUUCAUUAGUAAGACAAUGUACAGCAGUAGGUAACGAUAUGAAGAUUGUUGUCAAGGAAACGAGGGACCCAUGUGGUACUAACGCUGAGUGUAAACCUGAGGAUGGUCAAUACACGUGUGUAUGUAAGGCACGGCAUACAGGAGAUCCUCUGAAGGCUUGUACAGAAAUAACCUGUGGAGCUAACGCCCACUACGUCAAAAAGGUGACUGCCUGUCCUGCCUCAUGUCAGGCUCCUAAAGCCCCUAUCAGGUGUAGGAAACCCAUGGCAGAAGGCUGUGCUUGUGACAAGGGAUUUGUAACGAAUGAAGGACAAUGUAUACGUGUUCAGGAGUGCGGAUGUAGAGAUGAUGAUGGGACUCAAUAUCGGGACGUUCGGAAUUUGUCUCCAGUGACUGUUCAGAAGUUAAGCAGUGUACAGCAGUAGGUAACGAGAUGAAGAUUGUUGUCAAGGAAACGAGGGAACCAUGUGGUACUAACGCUGAGUGUAAACCUGAGGAUGGUCAAUACACGUGUGUAUGUAAGGCACGACACACAGGAGAUCCUCUGAAGGCGUGUACAGAAGCGAAAAAGCCGCAUUGUAUAGCCGAAACAAAAAUAUCGUGCUCGAGUGCAAAAGGCCACCCACGGCGGUGUACGAAACCUGUGAUAAAAUACCUCACCUGGGUAUCUAAGACAGAUGACCUGAAAUGUGUGUUCGGUCUCAGCUAUGGCCGACAGAAGAACGAAGUAUGGGUUAACGGAGAGUGUGGCGGUACCUUUGAUGUAUGCUAUAUACCAGAAAAUAUUUCGUACGAGCCGAAAACAACUCCAGUAACAUCUGUUAAAAACAAGCCCGGAAGUGAAUACGAAAGAAAGGAUAAGAAAAACGAUCUUGAGAUUUUCCUUGUAUUUUUCCAUUCAAUAAAAUGA
Mizuhopecten yessoensis (Yesso scallop) is the source of this 1006-nucleotide messenger RNA. RefSeq lists its product as uncharacterized. Bases 530 to 1006 code for a protein of 158 amino acids. The transcript is spliced from 7 exons. The record is from RefSeq and is a predicted model, not a curated record. NCBI's taxonomy places the organism in Eukaryota, Metazoa, Mollusca, Bivalvia, Pectinida, Pectinidae.